GGGGGAGAGGCGGAGCUCGGCUGGCAAGAUGGCGCCGUCCACGUUGCUGCGCCGUUUUUCCGGGUUGCUGGCCCCGGCUCGGCUCCCGAGCGGCCUUUUAGCUCGGUCGAAGUUCUACGUUCGCGAGCCACCGAAUAGCAAGCCUGAUUGGCUGAAAGUUGGACUCACUUUGGGUACCACAGCCUUCCUAUGGUUCUAUCUCAUCAAACAACAUAAUGAAGAUGUUUUAGAGUAUAAAAGAAGAAAUGGGUUGGAAUAAACUAUUGAAAGACCAACAUAGUAUGCUCCAUAUAGUGAUUACAGCAGUUCCUCUGGAUUCACCAAUCUUUUGAUUGUAAAUGAGAGAAAAAAAGUUAUAUGUGAAUAUAUAUUGUCAGCAUUUGUGUGUUGCAUCAAGUGAAAAAAUAAAAAUACUUUUGUAUUCUUCAGAUAAUGCAUAUUGUAAUAACUAGCAGAAAAUGUUAAUUCUAAGGUGUAGUAUUGGAAGUAUUACAAUAUGGAAGGUACAUUGUGUUAAAUGUGCAAGUUGAAAAAUUUAAUCAAUAAACAAAGUUCAGUGUAAAUU
Messenger RNA from Trichechus manatus latirostris (Florida manatee), 565 nucleotides. It is a transcript of the gene NDUFC1, whose product is annotated as NADH:ubiquinone oxidoreductase subunit C1. The transcript is spliced from 4 exons. NCBI's taxonomy places the organism in Eukaryota, Metazoa, Chordata, Mammalia, Sirenia, Trichechidae. The record is from RefSeq and is a predicted model, not a curated record. Gene Ontology annotation, cellular component: mitochondrion. Bases 29 to 259 code for a protein of 76 amino acids.